GGCCGAGAGUGGAAGAGGAAAGGUUAGGAGCUCUCGGGAAGACCCUAGGAGCCUGAGGACUGCACAGCCAUGGUGGCCGGCCUGGGCUUCCUGGUGGCCGCCUUCUGGGCUACACUCCAUCUGAGGACUCUUCUGCUGGCUGUCGUUUUCCUGUUCCUUGCUGAUUUCCUCAAGAGCCGGCGACCAAAACACUACCCGACAGGGUCCAGGCGCCUGCCCUUUGUGGGCCACUUACUUCAUUUAGACUUAAAGAAAGUGGAAUUGAAACUUCAGCAGUAUGUGAAGAAAUAUAGGAACCUUUUAAGGCUGGAUUUGGGUUAUGUAUCUUCUGUGGUUAUAACAGGAUUGCCCUUAAUCAAAGAAGUAUGUGGUCACAUGGAACAAAACUUUGUGAACCGUCCUAUCACUGCUCACAGAGAAAGUACCUUUAAUAAGUAUGGAUUGAUCAUGUCCAAUGGCCAGAUAUGGAAAGAGAAAAGAAGAUUCACCUUGGCAACACUAAGGAACUUUGGUUUAGGAAAGAAAAGCUUGGAGUACCGCAUUCAGGAGGAAGCCCAGCACCUUACUGAAACCAUAGAAAAUGAGAAAGGACAGCCUUUUGACCCACACUUCAUGAUCAACAAUGCAAUUUCCAACAUAAUUUGUUCCAUUGCCUUUGGGGAGCGAUAUGACUACCAGGAUGAUGAGUUUCAGGAGCUGCUGAAGACAAUGGAUGAGAUCAUGUGUUUGGAGGCAUUGCUGCACUGCCAGCUCUAUGAUAUCUUUCCAUGGAUAAUGAAAUUCCUUCCUGGACAACACCAGGCUCUCUUCUCCAACUGGGAAAAACUGAAAUUGUUUGUUUCUCAUGUGAUUGAAAAGCACAAGAAAGAUUGGAAUUCUGCUGAACCGAGAGACCUCAUUGAUGCAUACCUCAAUGAAAUGGCAAAGUACACAGACAAGAAUACCUCAAGCUUCCAUGAGGAAAACCUCAUCUGCUGCACACUGGACCUUUUUUCUGCUGGAAUUGAAACAUCCAUGAUACUGCUCUGGGGUCUUCUGUUUGUCACCUUCUACCAAGAAGUCCAAAAAAAAGUACAAGCUGAGGUUGAUGAAGUGGUUGGUCAAUGGAGGCAGCCAAGCUUGGCUGACAGACAGUCCAUGCCCUACACCAGCGUCAUCCAUGAGGUGCUCAGAAUGGGCAAUAUCUUCCCCCUGGGUGCUCCCAGGGAAGUCACAGUGGAUACCACUUUGGCCGGAUACCAAAAGCCAAGGGGCACUAUGAUAUUCUCUAAUAUGAUUGCACUACACAGGGACCCCAAGGAGUGGGCCACUCCAGACACCUUCAAUCCAGAGCAUUUUCUAGAAAAUGGACAGUUUAGGAAGAGGGCCUUUCUGCCUUUUGGAGUGGGAAAGCAAGCUUGCCUUGGAGAACAAUUGGCAAAAUCUGAAUUGUUUAUUUUCUUCACUUCUCUUCUGCAAAAGUUUACCUUCAAACCCCCACAGAAUGAGAAGCUGAGCCUGAAGGCUAGAAUGAACAUCCCCCAUUCUCCACCCCGCUACCACAUCUGCGCCAUCCCGAGGGCAUGAUGCUGCUGGAGAAGGAAUUCAAAAGGUGAGAAGAUGAAACUGCCUGGCCAUUUGUGACAGGAGAGAAUAAAAGUUAGUAUAUCAGAGGACUUUGACAAGUAAGAAAUAGAAUUCAAAUCCCUGCUUUGUUACUUUCUCCAAAUUGUCCUGGACAAACUACUUAUGUGACAUUGAUUUAUCUUCUCAUACAAUUUGUGAAAAGAGAAAGAUAAUUUUUGUUUCUUAAACUUUAAGUUCCACGAUCAACUAAAAAAUUGUUUUUAAAAAGAAAGAAAAAUUCUCUCAAAGGCCAAAAGAAGUAAUACAUUUGAAAUGGCUUUUGAAUCCUAAAGCACAGCAUACAAUUUAAGCUACAAUAUGCCUUCUUCCUUCCUCCUUUCAUAGAAAUAUAUUUUCUUCUGACUUGUUGAGAGAGAUCAAAGUAGUGAAAAGAUAUAACUUACUGUUAAAACAAGAUUUUUGAGGCAUCCUCAGGGUUCUGCUUUAUAAGCCUCUCCCCUUGUUAGUACUAUGCAACAUUUCUUUGUUUUGUUUUUGUUUUUGGUCAAUCCUGGGGCUUGAACUCUGGACCUGCGCACUGUCCCUGAGCUCUUCAGCUCAAGGCUAGCACUCUACCACUUGAGCUACAG
Perognathus longimembris pacificus (Pacific pocket mouse) is the source of this 2195-nucleotide messenger RNA. Its product is annotated as cytochrome P450 2J1-like. NCBI's taxonomy places the organism in Eukaryota, Metazoa, Chordata, Mammalia, Rodentia, Heteromyidae. The record is from RefSeq and is a predicted model, not a curated record. Gene Ontology annotation, molecular function: heme binding; iron ion binding; oxidoreductase activity, acting on paired donors, with incorporation or reduction of molecular oxygen, reduced flavin or flavoprotein as one donor, and incorporation of one atom of oxygen. Gene Ontology annotation, cellular component: cytoplasm; intracellular membrane-bounded organelle. Gene Ontology annotation, biological process: xenobiotic metabolic process.